UGUUCUAUUUUUAGGUUGACAGACCUGAUUUGGAAGACACGUUGAAGGCCGACGCGACAUUAAAACACAAGAGCGAACAGUUACACAUGCGGUAUAUUGUUGUUAAAGGCAUUCUUGAGAGUGAAAAGUCCUACCUACAUGUCAUUGAACAACUUGUUAAGGCUAAGCAUUAUCUACAAAGUUCUUGCAUGAGUCAUGGUACUCAGGCGUCGACUUUAAUGCCCCUGGAGGACAUAACCACCAUAUUUUACAAGAUGGACGACUUCUUUCAAAUACAUAAGGAGUUUGUUGAGGAGCUUGGGAAGAAAGUGAUGAAUUGGUCAGAUGAACAAAGAAUAGCUGAAGCUGUCAAAAAACUGGUUGGUUUUUCUCUCAGUAUAUUUUAUUCAUGUGUCAUGUUUUAUAAGACAGCUGGUUUUAAGUCACGUAUACGCUUGGGUAGUGUGACGAGCGUAACUUCUAAUGAGCACUUGGAAUCCUACAAAGAAGAAGCUUUGAAACUGGAAGAUGUGCUCUUGAAACCAGUUCAAAGAAUACAAACAAAUCACCUUGUCUUACAUGAUUUGAUAAAACACACACCAGAGAACCAUCCAGAUUAUCGGGAUCUUCAAAAGGCAUUGAAACUGAGCGAGGAGAAUUUACGCAUGUACAACACACAUGCUAGCAAUCUCAGCUGUAAUAAGAACCAGGAGACCCGGCAUUUGGUGAAGAGUGGAUUUUUGGUUGAGGUGUCACGUGAUAAGAAGGCGACACGGCAGUUGAGAUAUGUGUUCCUAUUCAGUGAUGCUAUCAUUUGUACCAAACAUAAAGGCAGCUCAAAAUACAAAGAUGUGUCCUUCAAAUAUGUCUGGUACCUACCCAUUCCUUCAUUAAUCAUGCAUAUGAAAGGGGAUCAGAAGUACCAGCCAAAGGAAACUCUGGAAGAUCUCAAGUGUAAGAUUGGAAAUCUGAAGGUGGAGUUGAGGGAUGAGAUGCUUCGUGCAGACAACACUAAAGAUAAAGCCUUUUCAAUAACCCAAAAGAGAGCUGUUCGCAACAUUGAAAAAUUAAAGAAGAAAAUACAGGAGCAGGAGGCUACAUUGGUUGAAGCGUUGCCACGGUUACCGUUACAUCUUGAGGUGGAGGGGUUCAGACCCCAUACAUUCCUGUUCUCAACAGAUUAUGAGAGAGAAGAAUGGCGUGAAGCAUUAGAAUCUCAGCACAUCAAAUGUGAAGGAAUGGUACCAGCCCAGUUAAGUAAUCAUGAUAUAGAUGCAAUGAUAAGUACAACAAAACUUCACACGCAAGUUAAUGGUAUAGGUACAGCUCUUCUUAAAAAAGAUGAAGAAAUGUUAAAUGGAAGUUUGAAUGUUACUAUUCACAAAAUGCAGGGCCUGGACAAUCACUGUGCAGAAGUUUAUUGUUGCAUGGAAAUGGACUCGUACGGUCACUUCUACAAGAAAGCUCAGACACGUGUCAGCCAAUUCACUACUGAUGCAUCAUGGAACCAGGACUUUGAACUUGACCUGGAUGGUUCCCAAACUUUGAGGAUAUUGUGUUACAAGAAAACGCCGGGUACCGAGGCUGAUGUCAUUAUUGGAAAAUGUGCUCUUGAGUUAAGUCUGUCAUGGCUGAAUUCAAAGUUCAAUGAGAAGACAAUAUCUAUGAAUGAGAUUUCUAUUACUAUAUCUAUACGUCACACGCCAGCGUCUAAAACUCUGAAGAGAACACAGUCUAAGUUAAGAACAGGGAUAUUUGGUGUGAGAAUUGAAAAUGCUCUAAGACGAGAAAACAAGACAGUACCUUCCAUAGUGACAACAUGUGUACAACAGGUAGAAGCCAGAGGAAUGGAUGAAGUAGGUAUAUACAGAGUGUCUGGAGUAACGUCAGAAGUACAACACUUCAAGAAACUUUUUGAUAAAAAUAAUGUAGCAGCUAAUGUUCAAGCAGAAGAAGCAGACAUCCAUGCAAUAACUGGGGUUCUCAAGCUGUAUUUCAGGGAGCUACCAGAACCGUUAUUUACCGAUGACCAUUACCAGUCUUUUAUCCAAACAAUUCAAUUACAAAAUGAGGAAGCAAAGGAAAAGUGUAUGUUAGAACUAUUACAUAGUCUACCUGAGGCAAAUUACUACACCAUUGUCUUCAUGAUAGAGCAUCUUGUCCGCAUCGCAAAAAAGAGUCCGGUCAACAAAAUGUCUCAGAGCAAUUUAGCAACAAUAUUCGGGCCAACGUUAAUGCAUCCGGCCAUGAAGGACACACAUACGGACCCUAUGGUACAGAUGGCGCAAGCAGCCAAAGACGCUAGUGUUCAAAGUGAAGUGGUGUAUUUCUUUAUAAAGUUGGCCGCAAGUGGGAAAAACAUUAGAAAGUCUGCUACGAUUGAAAAAACAGCUUUGUAGCAGAUAAAAAGUAGUUCUGUGAAAUAUUUUUUGAAAGAUUCAGAAUUUGCAUCCACUUGAAAAAAAUUGUAUUUGUGUUACAUUUUGAAAACUAGAGUGAAUUGUAUAUGUACAUGUAUUUACUAAGCUGCCCUGGUGGAAAUUUAAAAA
Ruditapes philippinarum (Manila clam) is the source of this 2528-nucleotide messenger RNA. Its product is annotated as active breakpoint cluster region-related protein-like. Gene Ontology annotation, molecular function: GTPase activator activity; guanyl-nucleotide exchange factor activity. Gene Ontology annotation, biological process: positive regulation of GTPase activity; signal transduction. NCBI's taxonomy places the organism in Eukaryota, Metazoa, Mollusca, Bivalvia, Venerida, Veneridae. Bases 87 to 2378 code for a protein of 763 amino acids. Gene Ontology annotation, cellular component: membrane. The record is from RefSeq and is a predicted model, not a curated record. The transcript is spliced from 18 exons.